Strongylus vulgaris is the source of this 336-nucleotide messenger RNA. The record is from the annotation of a GenBank genome assembly. NCBI's taxonomy places the organism in Eukaryota, Metazoa, Nematoda, Chromadorea, Rhabditida, Strongylidae.
AUGGCAAUAGCAGCAUGUGGCGGUCUUAGUACAAUUGAAUGCUUGAAUCUCAGUGCCUUUUCAUUUGCACAAAGUUUCGAAAAAUUGAACCCUCUUACGCAUACGGAUAGAGGUUGUGUAAGGAGCAUUUCUGUUCGCGUAAGCGUAAACACAGAAAAAGUGGAGUAUGAUGUUUCUCCAUGGUGUGGAAUGGAGGAUGAGCAACUGAAAUAUAAGCAGAGUAUGGAUCAGCUCAUUCCGGUGCUCUACGAUAUUCUGGGUUAUCUAUCUGGUGGAUUUCAUAUCGAGCUUACGUUGUCAUUCGUGUCUACAAAAUCUUUGCCCUUUGUCAUCUAA